This is a messenger RNA of Pygocentrus nattereri (red-bellied piranha), 2215 nucleotides long. RefSeq names its product ceramide kinase family protein. Lineage: Eukaryota; Metazoa; Chordata; Actinopteri; Characiformes; Serrasalmidae. The transcript is spliced from 13 exons. The record is from RefSeq and is a predicted model, not a curated record. The coding region runs from base 358 to 2118 and encodes 586 amino acids. Gene Ontology annotation, molecular function: kinase activity.
ACAGGUGCGCGGCAUAACAGGGAAUCGUGGGAGUUUCUUUCUUUCUGCAGACGUUACUUUUCACGAAUAGGGCACCAGGUCGGAGAAAGGAGGGAGUCCGUGUUCUCGCCACGCUUAUCGCGUCCACCUUGUGGCGGUAUUUUCAGCUCUGUGUGCUCCGUUUUUUCUCCGUUUCAGGCAACAAUAGUGUCAGUAUGUCAGAGACUUGGACGAACGCGCGUUAUUAGUGUUAGCUAAUUAAGCUACCUGCGCGCGAGCGCUGUGUGACCAAAUGGCACACAUGACGAGAGAAAGGAAACAAGCCUGAGGGAAGCGCCGAAGGGAAGUUGGCCUCCAGACCGGCAGGCAGGUCAGGCGAUGGAGAUUGAGUCAGUCCGGGUAGAGUCCAGUGUCUGGGUCGGUAAAAAGCGGUUCAGAGCGCUGCUCAGCGGAUGGUACUUCAGCUGGACCGAACUGGACAAGAAGAACAGAGAAAAGAAAACGAUUUCAGUGCCGAUUGGUGAGGUGGUGGCAGUAGCGGAGGGCCGGGUAGAGAUCCAGCCGCAAAAGAAAGCGGAGGACACCGACCGAGACUUCACGUUGUUCUAUGUGAAGCGACGUAGCAGUGGUGGUAGGAUAUGGACUCUGGGCAGGACCCAGUUCUGCUGCCCUAGCCGUGACCUCAGGGACCAGUGGGUAGCUCAACUCAAAACUGCUCUUAAAACUCACUGCUCCUCUCGUCCUCACAGGUUGUUGGUGUUCAUUAACCCCUAUGGGGGAAAGAAGAGGGGCAAGGAGAUCUAUCUCUCCUUAGUGGCUCCUCUAUUCGAGCUGGCUGGCAUCAGCUCUCAUGUUGUGGUGACUGAACGUGCCAAUCAGGCGAGAGACCACAUCCUGAAGAAAGACCUCACUGGCUUUGACGGAGUGAUUUGUGUGGGAGGAGAUGGAAUGUUCAGCGAGCUGCUGCAUGGCGUGAUUGGCCGAACGCAGCAGGAGGCGGGCAUUUCGGAACAUGACCCCACUGUGAUGCUGCAACCAUGUGACCUGCACAUCGGCAUCAUUCCAGCAGGCUCCACAGAUUGUGUUUGUUUUGCUACAGUGGGUGUGAAUGACCCCGUUACAUCGGCAUUGCACAUUGUUAUUGGAGACUCUCAGCCUCUGGAUGUGUGCUCUGUCCAUCAUCAGUCCACCCUGGUGCGUUAUUCUGUUUCAUUGGUGGGUUAUGGCUUCUAUGGUGACGUGCUGGCUGAAAGUGAGAGGCACCGCUGGAUGGGACCUCUCAGAUACGACUACUCAGGUUGUUUAGUGUACCUGUGCAACAGGAGCUAUAGGGGAAUAGUGCAGUAUCUACCUGCGGAUCCCCAGAUCAGCAGCCCAAGAGACAGCACUCGCUGCCUCUCAGGGUGCCGUGUGUGCUCAGAGAGCACAGAGAGACUAUUUCCUCACUCAGACAGCUGCAGCUCCCUCUACAGCAGGCAGCUCAGUCAGUACAGCAUUGAAUCAGAAGGGGAGUGGAUAAGUGUGGAGGGCAGGUUCAGGUGCGUGUCCCUCACCUGCAUAUCCAGUUCGUGCCCACGGAGCCCUAAGGGACUCUCCCCCUCUGCACACCUGGCUGAUGGAACAGGUGACCUCAUCCUGGUGCGGGACACCAACCCCCUGGGUUUCCUCACAUACCUGCACCGACAUACCACUACCCAGGAUCAGUUUGACCUGCCAUUUGUUGAGGUGCACCGUGUCAAAGCAGUGCGCUUCUCUCUUCCUCCUGACGGCGACUAUGAUGAUGAGGAAAGAGAACAAAGCAUUUCAGAAGUACUGGAAGAUCCAGAGAAGCUGUGUGAAAGUGAUAUUGAAUUUUCUAAGGACGGCUCACAGCAGUACCUUGCAGAAAGACAGAAAGAGCAAGAGAUGAAAGAUGAAAGGAAGAAGAGAGAAUUUUUCUGUGGGCCCUGCUGCAGUAAACCUCCUGCAGUGUCAGUGUGGAACUGCGAUGGAGAGAUUCUGCCAUACACUGAGAUUUCAUGCAGGAUUCGUGGUCAGCUGGUGCGUCUAUUUGCCAGAGGUAUCGAGGAUGACAGAGAUGCCCAGAAAUGCCAUGAAGGAAGCAGGAAUUGCAAAGGGAGAUGUGUUCUACACACCUAAUGAACUUAACAACCAUAAAUAAUGUUGUAAUAACCAAUGGAAUUCCUUAUUUAACUUACAAAAUAUAAAACAGUAAUAAACAAACUGGUCUAAAUUC